GUCAAAGUUAGCUGUGAGGGACAAGGGUCAAGGCCCGCAACUAGGCAAAGGCUGUUUGUUUAUUUGGGUUGCGAUGAGGACUUGGUACCGAGCUAAGUUUACACGUCAAUCCAACAACAAACGCUGUCAUUACAGAGCAGGUUUUAAGAGGAACACAAUGGGUGCAUUUCUGGACAAACCAAAGAUGGAAAAGUACAAUUCCCAUGGUGAGGGUAACAACCUGAGGUAUGGGCUGAGCAGCAUGCAAGGUUGGCGGGUAGAGAUGGAGGAUGCACACACAUCAGUAAUUGGUCUGCCCCAUGGUCUCGACCUCUGGUCAUUCUUUGCCGUUUACGAUGGGCAUGCCGGCUCUCAGGUGGCCAAGUACUGCUGUGAGCACCUGUUGGAGCACAUCACCAGCAACUCAGACUUCCAGAGUGCUCUGCAGGCGGACCCCUCUGUAGAUAGCGUGAAGACCGGGAUCCGCACAGGAUUCCUGCAGAUUGACGAACACAUGCGAACCAUCUCUGAGAAGAAGCACGGCGUGGACCGCAGUGGCUCCACUGCUGUGGGAGUGAUGCUUUCUCCAAGCCAUACCUACUUUAUCAACUGUGGCGACUCGCGGGGGAUCCUCAGCCGGGGUGGAGCUGUGCACUUCUUUACACAAGAUCACAAACCCAGCAACCCUCUGGAGAAGGAAAGGAUCCAGAACGCCGGUGGCUCAGUCAUGAUCCAGCGAGUUAAUGGGUCCUUAGCAGUCUCUCGGGCUCUUGGAGACUUCGACUACAAGUGUGUGCAUGGAAAAGGCCCGACAGAGCAGCUGGUUUCUCCUGAGCCUGAAGUUUAUGCAAUAGAAAGAUGUGAAGGGGAAGAUGAAUUCAUUAUACUCGCUUGUGAUGGCAUCUGGGAUGUCAUGGCCAAUGAGGAACUCUGUGACUUUGUCCGGUCAAGGCUAGAGGUGACAGAUGAUCUUGAAAGAGUCAGCAAUGAAAUUGUUGACACCUGCUUGUAUAAGGGAAGCCGGGACAAUAUGAGUGUUGUUAUAAUCUGCUUUCCCGGAGCCCCAAAGGUAUCUCCAGAAGCAGUGAAACGAGAGGCUGAGCUGGAUAAAUACCUGGAAGCCAGAGUGGAAGAGAUCCUUAAGAAGCAUGGGGAUGAAGGUGUCCCAGAUUUGGUCCAUGUUAUGCGAACGUUAGCGUCUGAGAGCAUCCCGAAUCUCCCACCUGGAGGAGAGCUGGCAAGCAAACGAAGUGUUAUUGAAGCGGUGUACAACAAGCUCAACCCCUACCGAAGUGAUGACACAGACUCUGCGUCCACAGACGACAUGUGGUAACACAACCUCCUACCACUAACACAGCAUAGAGUUUACAAACCACCAUCCUCUCAAGACCCACAGCAGCUUGGCUCAGCAGUCUGUCUCGCCGUCACUCUGAGCUUUUGGUUUUCUAAGAAGGGAAUUUCAUGGGAGGAGAAGGAGGAGGAAGAGGAGUUGCAUGCACACAAACCUGGAAUAGUGCAGCACCAGUCCACUCUGGAGUUCAGGAUCCUCACCGUCUUGUCUCCCAUUUAUGUUCACCCACCUAAAUACUCUCCUCUAAAGUAAUCCAUAACAAGUGAGUCCACAAGGUUUUCUUUUUUUUUUUGUUAAAUAAUCAGCUUAAGUAGUACUUUUUUUUGUUGCUGUAAUUAAUUUGAUUCACAUUUCCUUGUGUGUGUUUGUAUAUUUCUGUUUUUGUGAAGUGCAAUUGUCCUGUACAAACAGCCUGUAUUUAAUGCAGCUUGAUUUUAAGUUAAAAAAUUAAAGAAAUGAAAAAGAGAACCUUUUAUGCACUAUCUGCCUUUUCCUGCUCUUCUGGAAUUCUAACAAAUGUCUGUUCAGUGGAUAUUACUGCUUGUCCUCCAGACACAAUGUCUCUGCUCUCUCACUUUCCUUUCUCUCCCUUUUCAGUUAGUCUCUGCUCCUUUAAGAAACGGGUAAAUUGUAUAGUUGACAGCACAGUAAGCUCUCUAUAUCAAAACCAUUUAAAUCCUAAUUAUUUUUUUCCCUGUGCUUUUUUUUAAAAUUGUAUUUUAUUUUUGUAAGUGGCUUUCUGUACAUGCUCAAAUAAUAAUUGCAAUGUGUUUCUUGGUCAUUUUGGGAAGUGUGAAGCGAAACAAACAUCUUUUUUUUUUAUUUCUUUCGAGGCGUAUGAUUAAAAAAAGAAGAUAAUACCCCUGUUAACAUGUUUGUCUGUGCGGAUAGAUACUUGCAAGCGUGCGUGGGUGCUUGUGUGUAUGUAUGUGCGCACGUGUGUUAGUGUAAAGGCAAUGCCAUUUGCUGAGGUGGUUCAGACAACAGACCAGGCUGGAGUUUUAAGGGAAUUGCCCACUGCUUAUUCAUGUCUGCCCUUUUUCUUUCAGCCGGUGCUCCAUAUCAACCCAAGAUAGGCUCUCACUACUUCUAAUUACAAAAAGCUUUGGUUAACAGAGUCUAAAUGCUGUUACGCUGUUUGAACAACUUCAAGCUAUAAAUCACAACUAUACUGUAACCUGACACACGUAGCUCAAUUUAACCAUGGUGUUUCAGUGGUUUGCAGGUUUUCAAUCAUUGACCCAUUUACACAUCUGUUGUCAUAUUUUAAUAACAUGUUCUAAAGAUUAAUUGUAAGCAGUGCCCACUGUGGGUGCCAUAUGAUUUAUGAUCACUUGUUUCAGCUUUACAACAGCCUAUGCCAAGUUUUUAUUUUGUUUUUCAUGAGAUUCUUUUUUUGUACGUGGUACACAUAGAAUUUUUGCUUCUACUUUUUUAUCAUCUGAUCAUUUGACUGAUGUGAACAGUUUAAGCACUGACUGUUUUAAAGAAAACCGCCCAUCACUAGGUUGAAAAUAGGAGCAACAUGGUCUUUGUUUGGACUUUCAAACCAAGAACAAAUCCUCUAACUGCAAUGAGUUCUCAUGGUUGUAUAGCACUUUCUUUAGUUCCCAUCUGGUUUGCUCUGCUUCAAAGCCUCCCCCUGCGCCACCACAAGCCAGAGCACAAUACAGUUCGCUGCUAUAGUGUAUGAUCUGUGGGUUCUUUCUUUCAGUUAACCCCCCCCUACUCCUAAAAACACAAAUAGUCAUUGACUAAUUCUGUAUCUAACACACACACGCUAGGUAGAUUUCUUGAAGAGAAAUGGUUUUAUUUCAAAUUUUAUUUUCUGCCAUUUUUUUUGUCAACUGCAUUGUUGGAAAUUUAUGUAUGUAUAUAUUUUUGACUUCAACUUUCAAGGAAUAAAUCAUGUUGCUUGAGUUAGUUUUUUGCCAUGGACAAAAUAUGAUUCUGGUUGGUCUCGGAAUGUUUAGUUGCAUUUUAUUAUGUGUUCUGGCAAACAACUUUGGUGUCCCCCUUAGCAACACUGAAGGUUUCAUUUAGAUAAUACACACUAAUGUGUUAUGUUUGUAAUUCUUCAUUCAUCAAAAUGACAAUCCUAACAAUUUUACUCCAUUCAGACUUGUGGCAUGUAGCAAAUUAUAAAAUCUUAAACAAAAACACACUAAUUUAGACUGUAAUCCUAAAUUAUCUGCUCCCUAAAAUCCCUUUGUGGCAAAAAAAAAAAAAAAAGUCCAAAGACCAUUUUGUAUUUAGGAAGUCUAUAUAACUAGACACAAAAAAUAUAAAGGAGAAACUAGCUGUAACCCCUGGAAAAAUGUCAGUGUGCUCUAAAGCAACCUCAUUGUGAACUUUUUAGUUGCCGCUCCUCAAGGUACUCUGUGGAGAUUUUGACCACUGGUGUUGCUGUAGAGACACGUUUUGAUCAUUCUACUUGCACAAAGACGCACAUACAGUACACAAGAUGAGAAUGCCCUUCCGUGGACUGCAGGGUCAGUAAUGUGUAUCCACAGUUGGUUUGAUUGUUACGUGGUAUACAAGUGCCACUAAACCAAUUAAAGAGUAGGAUUUUAAAAGACGAAAAUAGCCUUUAAAAAUGUUGCGUUAGGUAACAUUUGCGAGGUGUUGAAUCUAAACCAAGCUCUGUGUUCAGAGUUGAAACGUCCUAAUACCUUUGAACAGUCAACUUAUAAAAACACGAAUAACCGUCAUAAUUCAGUGUAACAUCAGAAAAUGGAUUUCUCUGUUUGCAUGAAAAUGUUGUUUCACUAAAUAUUGCUUCCCAUGAAAAAGCAACAAAAACAAACUGUAAAAAAUGUCUUUCAAUUCACAUCUUUCUGGUUUAAGAUCACAGUAUUGUAUUACCACCACAAUACUCCGUGAUACUUUUAAACGUAGUGUGCUCACAUCGUGAAAACUCAUUUCACUCUGUUUGUGAAAAAAAAAAAAAACCUUGUUGGUGUGUUUGAAAACAUACUUUAAAAAAAUAUUUUUUUAGACAGGCAGCUUAUAUUUGACCUCUGAACUCUUAUUCUCACUGCAUCGCCUGUAUUUGUGCACAAAACGUCUCAUCAAACCAGCACCAAGCUGAUGUGUUGUGUUGCUGACUAUUAAAGCGACUUAAAAAAAAAAUCUUCAGGCUUGAUAAAGAACAAACAUGUUUUCUUGGAUUUUCAGGCCGUUGAUACCCCAACUCCCCGAGCUGUCCCGUAGUUUACCCCAUAAUAUAUAAAUCGUGACAUGUCCCUUGAUCGAUGCUGGUUAAUCCCCCAGUUUUAUAACCCACUUAUUCCCCUGAAGGACAAAUGUUGAAAUUAACCUUUUUUAUUUAUUUAAUACAAAAUUGCUGUAGCUGGAAUGUUGUCAGAUAUUGACAGUGGCUUGGCUGUGAUUUGUCACAUCUGGGUGUUUUAUUGAUAUGGUAUGUGAAAAAAAUAAAUUUAGUGCAUCCCUGUGACCUCCCCAUCCCUAAGGGGGGAAAAAAAAGAACCAAAAACAGAAAAAAGCCCCUAAGCAUAUAUUCUCGUUUAAAUUUUUAAUGACCUGAAAUACCUCAUAACAUUUAUAGGAAGUGUUUUUUUGUCUUGAUAUUAUGAGAUCCAAAACUGUUCAUGUUAAUCAGAGCCCGUUUUCUCAUGGCCCUCCCUUAGAAGUUGUGAUUUCUAACACUGAUCUAUUUGAGUGGCACACGCUUCUGCUCGUGUGUAGAAUUUGAAGUGCUGAUGAUAUAUUACUAACUAGGAACACUAUUGGCCUUUGAUAAUAAGCUGACCGGCCCCCUCUCAAGCAGCAGCGCCCUCAGAUGCUCACCUGUGUAGCUGUAUCGAGAGUUCAGGGUAUUUAGAAAUGUGUGAGAGAAUAGGUGUGACUCAAUGAUCGUAGUCAUAUGCACUGAUCAUCUGUAUAAUCAGCUUUUUAUUUCUGAAAGUUGUUAUUGUCGAGGAAAAACUAAUUUUAAAGCUAUUAACAGAGCUACCUUUGGUUGCCUGGAACGCAUCCUGUAUGUUCUUGUACGGCGAACUACCUUGCAGAAGUUGAAGAGAUUUAAAAAACACUUGCGCCCUCUUGUGCACAUCGAUGUACCUCGGUCGUGGCGUUUACUGUGUGACCCCGAGCAGUGGCGGUUUGCGUGUCCCCUCGCAGGGCGACCCGAGCCCCACGUUGCUGACCUUUUCUCAGCUCAUAAAUAAGCUCACCGAUUUGCCUUACCCAAUCUCAUGUUGCCCCCUAAAAUACUUGUUCAACACAAACACUACGAGGAGGAGUAAUGCUGCCGACAUUACGCUCCUCUAGAUUCAAAAGCUCGUCUCCAUGUUAGGGAACUUAAGCUAUCAACAAAGUGACUUUGUCCCGGUUGUCACAAGGUACAACUUUUCCAACCAUCUCUGGUUUGUAUGUUUCAUUUUCCCUCCAUGUUUUCUUUUGUUGAAGUUCGGUCUUGAAAGAUUAUCCAACUCUCCACUGCAGAUGAUGUCAUACCUUUAACAAAUGCAAGUGUUUUAACAUGGUAACCUCGUAAGCAUUCAAAAUCUGCAUACAUACAUUCAUGUCUGCUAUAUUUAUGAUUACAUUCAAGAAUAGCUUUAGAAUGCUGUAGAUAAGUAUUGUCAAUGUCCAUUCAAAUGCUUCAGAGGCCUCUGUGAGUGAUUUUACAAAGUACAAUAACUGUAUAUUUUGUAUUAUGUUCUAGCUCCAAAGGAAUGGCAAAAAAAAGAAAAUGUUUAAAAAAGCUUUGUUCCCUGAACUAAAUUGUACUAUUUGUGUUGUUGAUUGAACAAAUUGCAUUCCUUGCUUGUGAAUUGAUGCAUUUCUCUCCCUGCUCCUUACUUUUUCUCCCAUUCUUUCCCUCCUUUCUUUCAUUUUUUAGCCUUUGAAGUUUGAAUAAAAUUUCUAGUUUGCAGAAUGUAUUACUAAAUAAAUGGGUUGUCAUCUUGUA
Molecule: messenger RNA, 6266 nt
Organism: Pleuronectes platessa (European plaice)
Lineage: Eukaryota; Metazoa; Chordata; Actinopteri; Pleuronectiformes; Pleuronectidae
Gene: ppm1aa
Product: protein phosphatase, Mg2+/Mn2+ dependent, 1Aa
Exons: 6
Coding region: 74-1312 (412 amino acids)
Biological process (GO): positive regulation of canonical NF-kappaB signal transduction; positive regulation of canonical Wnt signaling pathway; protein dephosphorylation
Cellular component (GO): cytosol; nucleus
Molecular function (GO): manganese ion binding; protein serine/threonine phosphatase activity; magnesium ion binding
Source: RefSeq, a predicted model, not a curated record